Cydia fagiglandana is the source of this 1114-nucleotide messenger RNA. RefSeq lists its product as uncharacterized. The transcript is spliced from 3 exons. The record is from RefSeq and is a predicted model, not a curated record. Bases 123 to 845 code for a protein of 240 amino acids. NCBI's taxonomy places the organism in Eukaryota, Metazoa, Arthropoda, Insecta, Lepidoptera, Tortricidae.
CACGUAAGUGGCGCUAUCUGGUGACUGAAAUUAUUAUUACGUUAGCUCCCAUUGGUGUAAUAUUUACUAGACUUACAUUUGGUAGAUUUUAGAAAAUAUAUGGUGCAACACUGAAACUGUCAAUGUCAUCUGUCAAAUGCACGCCGUGUUUAGCGCCGUGUGCUGUGUUGCUUUUGCUUUCUAGCUUAUUUGUUUUCUUGUUGUUUUUGCGUUUACCGAGCUCGGAAUACCUAGUUAUCUGCGUCAUUUUUAAUUUUAAUGUGCUUUUUAUAAUAAUAACGACACUGAACCAUACAAUGCAACAAGAAGAUAUUGAAAAGUUAUACUUUGUACCUUUCAAAGCUGUGCAAAAAGUGACAAAAUUCAUUAGAAACUCAACUAAAUGGGAGAAGGAAGCAUGUCACCGCAGCCUUCUCAAUCUCCAGGAUGCGCACAAUAAUUUCCACAAACACGAGCCAGGAUCUAAAUUGUUUAUGAAAAAUAUUUUUUUCAAAUGUGUGAGGUCUGCCAUAUAUUCUCAUAAUUGGGAUAAGCUCUUAUAUAUCCUUACAAAGAGUACCAUUAGGGAUAAUAGAAGAUGUCUGUAUAGUGAAGAAACUAAUUCUGAAAGGCUAAAAUUCUAUGUGAAGGCCUACACAAUAUUGUUGAUGAACCACCCGUAUGCCAGAACCCACCAUUUGCUGGAUGAUUACAUGCACAUGGUGCUGUCAUGCCGCACACAGGAGAGUAGGCAGGCCAUCAUGAAGGUGCUUGUGACGUUGACGGACACUCUCUAUUCUAAAGUAUUGGCCAAUAGGAGAAAGAGAUUGGAGAGAGAUAUGGAUGGACUGGUUGAACUUAUUUAAAAAUAUUACCAAUAGAGAUAUUUUUCAGCAAAGGGUAUCAUUUAAUUUUGAUCUAUAUAUCUGAGCUGCGACAGGAACAACCAAUUAAAAUAUAGAAUGAUGGGCAUUGGGCAUUAUGAUGUUAAUUAAUGCAAUGAACUGUUUGAUUGGAUGCAGUGGAAGGAUGUUACAAAAUACACAGCAGAAAUGAACAACAAGACAAUAUCAAUAGAUUUAUAGUCAAUUGUGUUAUUGUCAAUGUUAUAAUACAAUAAAGUGGGAUAACAAUU